AUGUCGACUUUCCAAAGUAUACAGAAGCUCCGCCCUGUCGCUCGCACGCGGUCCAAUCUCUCGCGCCGCACCGUCUGGACUUCUCAACAAUACAUUGAGCGAGAAGAGAAGGUCGGCGCCCAUAAUUACCACCCGCUUCCUGUGGUGUUGAAGAAAGGCCGAGGCUGCAAGGUCUGGGACGUGGAGGGGAAGGAGUACUAUGACUUUUUGAGUGCCUACUCGGCUGUGAACCAAGGCCAUUGCCACCCCAAGCUGGUCCAGGCUUUGACGGAGCAAGCCCAGACGAUUACGCUCACGUCUCGUGCCUUUUACAACGAUGUGCUCGGCGAGUACCAAGAGUACAUGACGACGCUGCUUGGGUUCGACCGCAUUUUGCCCAUGAACACGGGCGUGGAAGGCGGCGAGACCGCUGUGAAGCUCGCCCGUCGCUGGGCCUACGAUGUUAAAGGCGUUGCUGAGAACCAGGCCAGGGUCAUUUUUGCCCAAAACAACUUUUGGGGCCGCACGUUGAGUGCCGUGUCCUCGUCGAGUGACAAGAACGCGUACGGCGGCUAUGGGCCGUUUAUGCCGGGUUUUAGCAGUAUUCCGUACAACGAUGCUGAUGCAUUGGAGGAAGUGUUCAAGAAAGAUGGCAAGAACAUUGCAGCUUUUAUGGUGGAGCCAAUCCAGGGAGAAGCUGGGGUCGUAGUGCCGCAUGACGGCUACUUGAAGCGUGUGCGCGAGAUUUGCACCAAGUACAAUGUGCUCUUGAUUGCUGAUGAGGUGCAAACCGGGUUGGCACGCACGGGGAAGAUGCUGGCAGUGGACUAUGAAGAUGUCAAGCCGGACAUUCUCGUGCUCGGCAAGGCUCUUUCGGGUGGCAUGUACCCGGUCUCGGCUGUUCUAUCUAGUGACGAGGUCAUGCUUACGAUCAAGCCCGGGCAGCACGGGUCUACGUAUGGUGGCAACCCGCUCGGGUGUAAGGUCGCUAUGGCUGCCAUGAAAGUCAUUGAGGAAGAGAACCUUGCUGAGAACGCCUUUAAGCUUGGCAACAAGUUCCGGAGCGAGAUGGAAAAAUUCGACUCAAGCGUGCUUCAAGGUGUACGUGGCCGUGGUCUGCUGAACGCGAUUAUCAUCAACGAGCGCCCGAAUCAGCCGGACGCCUUGCAGCUUUGCAUGAACAUGGCCAAGAAGGGGUUGCUGGCUAAGCCGACUCACGGCAACAUCAUCCGUCUUGCGCCUCCGCUUGUCAUCAACGAGCAGCAGCUCGACGAGUGCACGGCGAUCAUCCAAGAAGUCCUCACGGAAGCGGAGUCGUAG
Messenger RNA from Peronospora matthiolae, 1299 nucleotides. Lineage: Eukaryota; Oomycota; Peronosporomycetes; Peronosporales; Peronosporaceae. The record is from the annotation of a GenBank genome assembly.